GAAACCUGGCCGAAGCACGGACAUAAGGAAACGGCAACCGGAAGUGUUCGUCCUGAAAAGUGUUCCGUGCAGGCGCAGUGUAAAGAUCAGAGUGUAUGGUAAAGAUGGAGUGUGUGAAUAGAACGGGACAGCUCAUGAGUCUGGCGGCUCUGCAGCAGCAUGACCCCUACAUCGUGAACCUGCUGGACGUCGCCGGACAGGUCGCGCUCUAUACUUUCAGCUCCAAAGCUAACGAAUGGGAAAAGACUGAGAUUGAAGGCACAUUGUUUGUGUAUGCCAGGUCGGCUUCUCCCCAUCAUGGCUUCACAAUUAUGAACCGUUUGAGUGCAGAAAACUUAGUGGAGCCGAUCAAUAAAGACCUGGAGUUCCAGCUCCAGGACCCUUUCCUACUGUACAGGAACGGCAACUUGGGCAUCUACAGUAUCUGGUUCUACGAUAAGGCCGACUGCCAGCGGAUUGCACGGCUCAUGCUACAGAUAGUCAAACAGGAGGCGUUGCGAGCGUCUCCCGACAGAGGCCUGAGCGGCAGGACCAAUGGUUGUGUUCAGAGCAGACCCACAGAUAUCCUGGAGCUGCUCAGCAAGGCUAAAGAGGAGUAUCAAAGGAGUCAGUCAGUGGAGAGAGAUGUUCGGGUGAGCUCUGCACCGUCACACGAGAAGAGAGAGGACAUCCCAGCCGCUCAACACGAGAAGUCCGGUCACUCAGUAGUGAAGCAGAUCACAGUGGAAGAGCUUUUUGGCAGCUCUCUGCCCAAAGAAGCGCCCCAGUCAACAAGCUCCACUGUGGGAGAAAGCAUGCGUGGGCCUGCGUUUGUUCACUCGGUGGAGCCUCUCCUCGCUCCUCGUCUCUCUGCUGACCCAGGAGGCCCGGUGCUGGUCUCUCUCUUUCAGGGUUGUGGCACCCGAGACCCAAGACCGUCUGCUUCAAAUAUGGAGGACAGCGGGAGCAGUUGUGGUUCGGCUGGUCCACUUCCUCCUGCAUAUACGAAUCCCCCCACAGAGGGUCAUGGGAUGCCUGUGUCACUGCCAGGGUUCAUGCCCGGCCCACUGGUCACCCCACAGAGCUUCAGAGAAUCCGCCUGUAAAGUUUCAGGGCCCUUCACGGGAAAGGCUGCAUUGUCGGCACAGAGUAAAGAGGCGAAUGCCUUUACACAGUCCUCGACUCUGGUCAAACCCAUUCCAGCGGGGCCAGCUAAGCGCUGCAGGUGUAUGAUGCGACAAUUGAAUCCUCAUGGUCUUGUUUACGCUGGUAUUUGCAGGUUAGAUUAG
This is a messenger RNA of Sinocyclocheilus grahami, 1268 nucleotides long. Its product is annotated as mRNA-decapping enzyme 1A-like. Gene Ontology annotation, biological process: deadenylation-independent decapping of nuclear-transcribed mRNA; positive regulation of catalytic activity; deadenylation-dependent decapping of nuclear-transcribed mRNA. The record is from RefSeq and is a predicted model, not a curated record. The coding region runs from base 96 to 1268 and encodes 390 amino acids. The transcript is spliced from 10 exons. Gene Ontology annotation, cellular component: P-body. Lineage: Eukaryota; Metazoa; Chordata; Actinopteri; Cypriniformes; Cyprinidae. Gene Ontology annotation, molecular function: mRNA binding; enzyme activator activity.